UAAUCCCGCCGCAGCAGCUCCGUUGCUAAUUAUUAUUAUUAUUAUUAUUUGUGUGUGUUUCGUUCUAACCCCGCCGCAGCAGCUCCGCGUGUGUCGUCACAUCCGGUGUCAGGAAAGGCUCUAGAAUAUUACCGUCGCUUCUCGUUCAUUCUGCGCUGUGUGUAUUUAAGCGCUUCCUGCUGCUGGCGCUCUUUCAGUCUGUCAUGACAUUACAAAACAUAUCUGCGUUAACGUUCAUGUAAACAUAAACCCUGAACCUGUGCUGGACGCGUCCACAGGAGCAUCAUAUUACAUAUCAACAGGUCUUCACCUGUGGAAGAGAGCGGCCAUACGGCCCGUCACUCGUCAUGCUGUGCUGGGGGAAUGCCUCGUACGGGCAGCUGGGUUUAGGUGGGAUUGAUGAGGAGAUAGUGCUGGAGCCGAGGAAAUGUGAGUUCUUCGAGGGCAAGCGUGUGAGGGAUGUGGGAUGCGGCAGACGUCAUAGCGUCUUUCUGCUGGAGGACGGGACGGUGUACACCUGCGGCUGCAGUGACCUGGGACAGCUGGGGCAUGACAAAGCACGCAAGAAACCAGAGCAGGUUGUGUCUCUGGAUGCUCAGAACAUUGUGGCCGUGUCUUGUGGUGAAGCUCAUACUCUGGCUCUAAAUGAUAAAGGACAAGUUUUUGCAUGGGGUCUGGGAUCAGACGGGCAGCUCGGCCUUUCAAACAUAGAGGAUUGUAUCCGUAUACCCAGAACUGUCAAGAGUUUGUCAGAGGUUCACAUUGCCCAGGUGGCCUGUGGAUAUUGGCAUUCCCUUGCUUUAGCCAGAGGAGGUCAGAUAUUCUCCUGGGGCCAAAAUAAAUACGGACAGCUGGGGCUCGGAAUGCAGGGAGCCGGCGUCUCCUCCCCACAAGUCGUUCAGUCUUUGCAGGGCGUCCCAUUUGCCCAGAUAUCUGCAGGGGGCUCUCACAGCUUCGGGCUCACGCUGUCUGGGGCCGUUUUCGGCUGGGGGAGUAACAGGUUCGGCCAGCUGGGCCUCAGCGACAAUGAUGAUCGCCAUUUCCCUGCCUUGCUGAAGACUCUCAGGUCCCAACGGGUUGUUUACAUAUGCUGUGGAGAGGACCACACGGCGGCACUAACGAAGGAGGGAGGUGUUUUUACAUUUGGAGCGGGUGGUUACGGUCAGCUGGGACACAACACCACAAACCAUGAGGUGAACCCCAGGAAGGUGUUUGAACUCAUGGGGAAUGUGGUUGCACAGAUAGCUUGUGGUAGGCAGCACACUUUGGCGUUCAUCCCUUCAUCAGGAAAGAUUGACUCAUUUGGUCUCGGCGGUAACGGACAGCUAGGAACCCGCUCGACCUACAAUAGGAUAAGUCCCGCCCCUGUGAAGGGCUGCUGGCAAGCCCAUACUGAUCCUGUGCCUAUGGAUGUAGAUUUGACUGGGUUGUCCAUUUCAGAGGCGGAACAGAGUUACUGUGUGAAGAGGAUCUACGCUGGAGGAGACCAGAGCUUCGCUCACUACGCUUUAUCUCAGGACGACAGCCCUCCAGUUGAUCUGAGGACAACCAGACUUGAUGGACAGAUAUACACUCUAAGCGAUGACCUCAUCCAGAAAUGGCUCAAUCAUGGCCAUGGGAGACUAUCACCAGAAAUCACCAAUGAGAUUGAUCUUGUGUUCUCUUCAGCGAGUUGUCUCAACGGAAGCUUUCUGUCUGGAAGUAAUCCAGAUCACUACAACACUAACAGUAAGUGCUCAGGUGUGGACAUCAACAUGGCUCGCCUGCUCUACCACAGACUCAUCCAGUCCGAUCACCCACAAAUCUCACAAAUUGUGGCUGCUAGUAUAGAGAAGCAUCUCCUCCCCAGAUUGAGCAGUUCUCCUCCAGACAUCGAGGCUCUGAGACUCUACCUCACGCUGCCCGAGUGUCCGCUCCUCAGCAACCCCAACAACUACACCACCCUCACUAUUCCCUUCGCCAAGGCCGUCGUAAGCCUGAAGGACGCCCCCAUCAAAGUGCUCGGAAACUGGUGGUCAAAGUUUGAGCCAGCGGUCUUCCAGAGGCUGGUGGAGCUCUAUAAGGAGGUGGUGGUGUAUCUACUGCGGAUGCAGAAACUGGGAAUUCCUCUUUCUGACCAGAGGAUCUUCACCUGCUUCCUGCACACCUCACUCAAAUUCCUGGAGAUCCUCCACUCGGUUAAUGAGCGUGCUGGCCAGAUCAUCCAGUAUGACAAGUUUUAUAUUCAUGAACUGGAUGAACUCAUUGACAUCAGGAAUGAUUAUGUCACCUGGUUUCAGCAGCAGAUGUUCUCUGUGGUGAGUUUUCUGCAUUGUUCAAAGGUCAUGGACUCUCAGGUGACCAUGUGCAAAUACCCAUUUGUUUUUGACGCUCAGGCGAAGACAGCACUGCUUCAGACUGAUGCUGUGAUCCAGAUGCAGAUGGCGGUGGAUCAUGCUCAGAGACAGAACUUACACUCUCUGUUCCUGUCCGGUGGAGGAGUGGAGUCAGUAAACCCCUGCCUCAUCCUCAUCGUACGCCGAGAAAAUGUGGUCGGAGACUCCAUGGAGGUGCUGAGGAAGUCCAAAAACGUUGAUUACAAGAAGCCGCUCAAGGUGAUCGUUGUGGGAGAGGAGGCCGUGGACGCUGGCGGCGUGAGAAAAGAGUUCUUCCUGCUCAUCAUGAAAGAACUUUUGGACCCUAAAUAUGGGAUGUUCAGAUACUACGAGGAGUCCAGGCUCAUCUGGUUCACUCACAAGACAUUUGAAGACAUUGACUUGUUCCAUCUGAUCGGUGUGGUCUGCGGAUUGGCCAUCUAUAACCUCACUAUAGUGGAGCUGAACUUCCCACUAGCGCUGUACAAGAAACUCCUGAAGAAAACUCCCACUCUAGAGGACCUGAAAGAACUCAUGCCUGACGUAGGGAGGAGUCUUCAGCAGCUGCUGGAUUAUACGGAGGAUGAUUUGGAAGAAACGUUUUGCCUGAAUUUCACAAUCACUGAGGAAAUUUUUGGCACCACGGAGGUAUUGGAGCUGGUUCCCAAUGGGACGGACAUCAGUGUCAACAAGUCCAACAGGCAGGAGUUCGUCAACGCCUAUGUCGUUUAUAAAUUUAACACCUCCGUGGCUCCUCAGUUCAGCGCUUUCUAUGCUGGAUUUCACAAAGUGUGUGGAGGGAAAGUUCUAGAGCUUUUCCAGCCCAGUGAACUGCAGGCCAUGGUCAUAGGAAACACCAAUUAUGACUGGAAGGAAUUAGAGAAGAGCACAGAAUAUAAGGGCGAGUACUGGGCGGAUCACCCCACCAUCAAGAUAUUCUGGGAAGUGUUUCACGAGCUGCCUUUGGAGAAGAAGAAACAGUUCCUGCUGUUCCUCACGGGCAGCGACCGAAUCCCCAUCCUGGGCAUGAAGAGCCUGGCGUUAGUGAUCCAGCCCACCGGUGGCGGAGAGCAAUAUUUCCCUGUAGCGCACACAUGCUUCAACCUGCUGGAUCUGCCCAAGUACACUAAUAAGGAGACACUCAAAGAGAAACUGCUGCAUGCCAUCGAACACAACCAGGGCUUCAACCUCGUCUGACGUCAGCAAGCGCAAAACCAGACCGUAUGUGACACACAGGUACCACACACUUCAGCCUGCAGAAACGUUUGCGGAGUUCAUUGUGUGACUGCUGCCUUUGAGUUGUUUUCGAAAUUAGCAUAGAAAUGUUUGAUUUAUUAUGCAUCUGAAUAAUCAUCAGUUACAAUUUAAAUAAAUUUAAAUAAAUUUAAAUAAAUUAUAUCUGUAAAUACAGCGUCCCAGUGGGACUGAAAUGUGUAAACAGUAUUUGUUUAUCAGAAUUUUGUUACUUACUCAAAGUUUGGGGUGAUAUUUGUGUGCUAGUAUUAAAAGAUUUCUCCCCCUUUUU
Messenger RNA from Sinocyclocheilus anshuiensis, 3879 nucleotides. Its product is annotated as probable E3 ubiquitin-protein ligase HERC4. Gene Ontology annotation, biological process: protein ubiquitination; ubiquitin-dependent protein catabolic process. Bases 348 to 3551 code for a protein of 1067 amino acids. The transcript is spliced from 24 exons. Lineage: Eukaryota; Metazoa; Chordata; Actinopteri; Cypriniformes; Cyprinidae. Gene Ontology annotation, cellular component: cytoplasm. The record is from RefSeq and is a predicted model, not a curated record. Gene Ontology annotation, molecular function: ubiquitin protein ligase activity.